Messenger RNA from Cyclocybe aegerita, 708 nucleotides. Lineage: Eukaryota; Fungi; Basidiomycota; Agaricomycetes; Agaricales; Hemipholiotaceae. The record is from the annotation of a GenBank genome assembly.
UGUAUUCCUCACCUUCUCCCUCGAGCUCUCCACCGUCUGCACCAAAGGCGACGAAGCGAACGCCGGCGCUCGACCCUACCGCCAGGACUAGAGAGGAGAUCGACGUUGAUGGCGGAAACCCAUUUUUUCUCACCAAAAGCGGGUUUGACGCCGACGAAUCUGUCAUAUCCAAUUCAAUUGCACUAAAAUCCGCUAUUCGAGGAGUCGACGUCGCGGACAAAGCUUGGCCGGACCGCAGCCGAACCAGAACACAGCAAAGCAAGAUACCACAGCUGUCCUAUCCCCCCUAUCCGCAUACAUCGCCCUCACUAAUUUCACGUCACAGGCGGCGGGCUUCGUCUUCCUCCAGCACGCCCCCAUCUUCAGUACCCACAUUUCCGGAAGCGGUGGAUGAGCCAUUAUUUCUAGGGACGGAAAGAGAAUGGGAGAGACGGAGGGAGAGAACGGUGGCGAGAUGUACGGGAACCCAGACUCCAAGACAAACGCGCACACGCGUCAAGCUGUACGUUGAUCCAGAGGAUGACUACGAAGAUAAAAACCAAGCGCGCAGCUCGGAAGCCAGUGAAUACACCGCUGGAUUCGACACCCCAUACAUGCCCAGCUCGACCUCUGCGAACAAAGUCCGGUGUUUAACUUGGCUUAGCCACGUACCGAGGAGCUCGGAAUUGGGUAAUAAAGAAGAGGGUCAAGAUCAAACAACAUUGUAAG